Aureobasidium subglaciale EXF-2481 is the source of this 432-nucleotide messenger RNA. RefSeq lists its product as uncharacterized. Gene Ontology annotation, biological process: carbohydrate transport; transmembrane transport. NCBI's taxonomy places the organism in Eukaryota, Fungi, Ascomycota, Dothideomycetes, Dothideales, Saccotheciaceae. The coding region runs from base 1 to 432 and encodes 143 amino acids. Gene Ontology annotation, molecular function: carbohydrate:proton symporter activity. The transcript has a single exon. Gene Ontology annotation, cellular component: membrane. The record is from RefSeq and is a predicted model, not a curated record.
AUGCCACUUAAACUCCGAGGCUCAACAACAGCUGCGACCAUCUUCACUAUCACCUUCGGACAGUUCCUCUCAUAUGUGGCCCUGAAGCUGACAUCUCCCACACCUGGGCCUGGGUCAUAUCAGAAUAUGUUCGCCGUUCAGUGGGGCUUUGCUGCCGUAAGCUGCAUCGGUCUCUACUUCAUCCCUAAGUCGCCAUACUUCUUCGUGUCGCGCGGCAGACCGGACAAAGCCCACAAGAGUAUCGCCAAAAUCUACGGCAAGGAUGCGGAUGUCGAGGGUCGUAUCGCUGAUAUUAUGACUGCACUUCGUCUGUAUUCGGAGGGAGAAAAGACAUCUUCAGGUCUUAUGGCUUGCUUCUCCAAGCAGCAUCGACGAAGAACACUCAUCACUUGCGGCGCCUUCACACUCGCCUCGCAAAGUGGUUCGACUUAG